Messenger RNA from Haliotis rufescens (red abalone), 2016 nucleotides. RefSeq lists its product as uncharacterized. Gene Ontology annotation, molecular function: DNA binding. Gene Ontology annotation, cellular component: transcription regulator complex; nucleus. Lineage: Eukaryota; Metazoa; Mollusca; Gastropoda; Lepetellida; Haliotidae. The transcript is spliced from 3 exons. The record is from RefSeq and is a predicted model, not a curated record. Gene Ontology annotation, biological process: regulation of transcription by RNA polymerase II. Bases 74 to 868 code for a protein of 264 amino acids.
CGCGGUUGACGAGGCGGAAUACAGGAGACACGCGAUCUCGGAGCGGGCUGCGGCAAAACAUUAACCGUUCGCCAUGGGCAACCCAAGGCAGCUUGAUGUGGCCCUGAUCCGAGCAAUCAUGGACCAUCCAGUAUUCUACGAUAAAAACUCCUGGGGCUACAACGAUAUCGACGCCAAGGAAAAACUAUGGACGGAGAUCGCGGCCAAUCUAAACCUGGAAGUCGACGCUUGUCGAGCUCGCUGGAAAAACCUCCGAGACACCUUCGUGAAGAGUCGCAGGAAGAAACCCCAGUUCAGGAGAGUCGGCACCAAGUUUGUGCGACAGACUCGGGUUAACCGAUGGCGAUACACUGACGAGAUGGCGUUCCUUGUCCCCUACCUCAACCUCCGGGACCCCGAGAAAGCUGACGACGCCAUAACUGAUGACACAGAGUUCGAAAUAACAACCAACGACUUCAAGGAUGACGGAGGGCAGGAUGAGCACGGGGAUGCGCAGGAUGGGGAAGAGGAAAGGGAGACAAUCCGGGUGGCAAGUCGGAAAAGAGGCAGACCAAGUAAUCAGACCAGCACGCGGCCAUCUUGUUCAUUCCACGACCCGGAUGAACCCACGGAGGACAGGCCAACGAAGGUGUACCAUAAGCCAAUGCUGGCAGCUCCCCAGGAGAUGGACGACGUUGAGUCCUUUUUCUUCAGCAUGGGUCAAAGCGUCCGUAGUCUGCCGAAACAUUUACAGAGUCGGGUGAAGAUGAGGGUUUGCCAGGUCGUGACUGAAGCGGAGAUGGAGUUCCACACUCCAACUGUUGCAGUUUACAGCGCCGAGCAGACGCUUGAUGUCAAACCUGUCAUAGACCUGUACCAGACCUCAUGAGGGAGCUUCACACACACAGGUCAACAUGGCGGCUAUCGAUACGCGGUACCCGGAUGUGUUUCGGGAGAGACGUUUGGAUCAUGUACGUUUAGAUGGUCAUCGCCUAAAGAUACCCGGAUUUACGCCCGGAAAGAGGUUUGGAUGACAGAGUCUUCAUAUUGGUCUGUCAGUGAAGGUUGAGGUCAUACUUUUCAAUAUGGCGGUCGUCGAUUCAUAGUACCCGGAUGUACAGUCGGGAUCGAGAUUGGAUGAUUCAGGAUAGUUAAAAUGGCAGCCGUCGGUAGACGUUAUCCGGAUGAACGACAGGGAUGGAGAUUUGAAUGAUAUAGGUUGUUAUUUUGUGUGUAUUCAAAACGUGUGCACAUGUAUGUUCGGAACAGAUGAUGGGUCAACGGUGGUGGACUGAGGAUAGCCUCCAGAUGCUGUGGCACAGCCUCUCGAUCAUGCGGCGUAGCAGUCCUGGGGUCCGCUUCACAAAGCGAGCUUAGUGCUACGAUUGACGUAAGUGGAUGUAGAAGUAUGGGACUUAUGGUCGUCUCAGCGCUAAGAUCGCUUUGUGGAACAUGGUGGGUUUCGCAGAGCGAGCAUCGUGCUGCGAUUGCCGUAACUCGCAUAUGUUCAUCGAUGAAUGAUAGUCGCAGUACCGUGCGAUCGCUUUGUGAAGAACCCCCUCUCCUAUUCUGUGAUGUGAUAGAAUCCUUGAUCCUUCAGUCGCCAAUAUGGUUACACAAACGGACCUCUGUCGUACAAAAUAUAGGGUUACAUUCUUCUGCCAGUGACACUGCGGGUACUAUUAACUCCGGAACAUACAGUGACAUUUCAUUUUCCUAUUUUCCUUGUAGAUGCGUGCGUCAUGCAGCGCUCUCAAUAAUACAUUAUUGCCCAGGUUGUGUGUUGGAAUAUGGCGUUAUUAUCUAAUCUUUCUUUUCGUUCCCCUGAAGUAUCAGCUUGGUGGCGAUGACACUUGUUUUGUAUGUGUCCAUAUAUAAACGAUUUAAGGAGUCCAGACGGCCAGUUUGUGGAGUGUUUUCGUGAGUGAGUGAGUUGGGUUUAAAACCGCUUUUAACAGUAUUCCAGUUAUAUCGCGGCGUGUCAGCUUAAUGUGGGAGGAAAGCCCGAAGUGAUGCAGGUCUCAGACGUUUACCACU